Messenger RNA from Aplosporella prunicola CBS 121167, 1536 nucleotides. RefSeq lists its product as uncharacterized. Gene Ontology annotation, biological process: actin filament polymerization. Gene Ontology annotation, cellular component: cytoplasm; actin filament. The transcript has 2 exons. The record is from RefSeq and is a predicted model, not a curated record. Gene Ontology annotation, molecular function: microtubule binding; actin binding. The coding region runs from base 158 to 1207 and encodes 349 amino acids. Lineage: Eukaryota; Fungi; Ascomycota; Dothideomycetes; Botryosphaeriales; Aplosporellaceae.
CGGCUUGUGCUGCGGAGUGUGGGGGUGUGGAUGAGGUUGGGGAUGGGUGGGGGCGUGGAGGAUGGUGGAUAGGGUAAGGUGGUUGUUUUGUUGCCUUUACCUUUUUUUUUUUUUCUUUUUUCUUUUUUACUUGCCUGCCUACCUACCUCGAUAUUAGAUGUGUGAGGUCGUGGCUGAUCGCGAUGUCUCAGUGAAGGCAUACAUGCUAUCCCAUUCUAAAGCCUUCCACCUCUUCCCUCCAUCUCCCACCUUUAACCACAGCUUUUACCUCUUACCACCCCUUCCACGCCUAAUACUGCACCCACUCCCCAGCCUCUUCAGCACCGCACCGCACCCCACGCACUCCCACGCCCACCCACCAUCCGCAAACAUCAUUCGAUGCACCACUUCCACUCCACCAAAACCACACGCCCCCCCCCCCCCCCCCCCCCCCCCCCCCCCCCCCCCCCCCCCCCCCCCCCCCCCCCCCCCCCCCCCCCCCCCCCCCCCACACACACACGCACGCACGCACUCCCCCUCCCCUCCCCCAGCCAUACGCCAUGUAUGCCGUACGCCCUGCAAUAUCGAUAACGGUGACGACAAUGACGACGAUGCCAUCGGCGAGCUGCUUGCGCGCGGGCAUGCAGGUAGGCGAGAUGAGCUGGCUGGUUUGCACGAGCUGCGCAGGAACGCGGUGGACGUGGUGGAUGGCACACAGCACUUUCACCAAGCCGCGGAGACUCAUUCAAGCGCAAGGAAGGCGGAAACCAGUACCCUAACUGGCUGGCUGGCUGGCUGGCUGAUUGGCUGCCUGGGGAUAGAUAGGCAGGCUGAGCAAGCGGGCUUAAAGUGCAGCUGGGCGCGUUCGUCGGAGAUUUGUUUGAGAGUAUGUGCGUAUGUACACAAUAAGUGCAUGCACGCAUACAUACAUGCGCGCGCGUGCGUGCAGACGGGCCGGGACGGGAACGGCGAUCGUGCUCGUUCCGGGGCGCUGGACGCUGCGGUGAGUGGUGGGCAUCAGAGGGGUGGGAGGUCAGGAAUGCGGGGCGGAGGCGUGCGUGCGUGCGUGCGGACGGCGUGGACGGGCUGGCUGGCUGGUAAGGUAAGGACAGGCAAGGCAAGGCAAGGAAAGGCAAGGAAAGGCAAGAAAGAGCUAAGAAGCCACCUACCCACCUGCCUAUGCGGCAUGGUCUGGGAAGAGGCAGGAACGAAGCGAAUAGGUAUAUAAAGCGCCUUUUCUUCUCCCGUCUGUAUCCUCAGCCCCAACAACGCCCAACACUAAACACCAGACACCAAACACCCCCCAACAGCCAUGCCCGCCCCGCCCCUCCUCCCAGCCCUAACCUCCUUCCUCCCGCUCACGCAUUCCUCGCCGCAAACGCCGCACACACCAACGCCGACGCCGACGCCUACGCGCUCAACCCACGCGCACACGCACGCCCGUGUCCAGAAGCGCGUUCACGGCCGGGAUGGCGAUGGCGCUGGCGCUGGGACUGGGUCUGGGAGUGCUCUCCAUGACGAGGACGAGCGCGUCCCGCUUAGUGCGCUUGCGGAGCU